AUGAGAGAUGUAUUAGCAAUCACAAAUGAGCUCAAUAAAUGCUUACAAAGAAAGGAGCAAGAUGUUGCAAAUGCCAUGCUACUUGUUGAAGUAGCAAAGAAAAGGUUGCAAGUUUUAAGGGAUGAUGAAUGGAAUUCUCUUAUUGCUAAGGUAUCUAUAUUUUGUACCAAACAUGAAAUUUUGAUACCUAACUUUGAGGAGCCAUAUGUUAGCUCUUUAAGAUCACAGCGAAGACUUGCUCACUAUACAGUCUUACAUCAUUACCGUGUUGAAGUGUUUUGCAAUAUUAUUGAUUGGCAACUUCAAGAGCUUAAUGAUCGUUUUAAUGAGGUAGCUACUGAUUUGCUCCAUGGAAUUGCUUGUUUGAAUCCAAUUAACUCGUUUUCAAGUUUUGACAGCAAAAAAAUAAUGAGGAUGGCUGAAUUAUAUCCAGAUGAUUUUGAUGAAUUUAAUAUGGAUACUCUUGAGAAUCAACUUGCAAGUUACAUUGUUGAUGUUCGUGAUAUUGAUGAAAGGUUCUAUGAUCUAAAUGGACUUUGUGAUCUUUCCAAAAGAUUAGUCCAAACAAAAAAACAUUCAAAUUAUCCUCUGGUGUUCCGCUUAGUGAAACUUGCUCUACUUCUACCAGUUGUCACUGCAUCCGUUGAAAGAGCUUUCUCGACAAUGAAGUUUAUCAAGAAUGACUUGCGAAGUCAAAUGAGUGAUGAUCUUUUUAGUGGUUGUUUGGUGCCUUUUGUAGAAAAAGAUGUAUUUGAUAGUAUUCCUAAUGAUGCUAUUAUUAAGACAUUUCAAGAUAUGAAACCUCGUAGAGUUCAUGGAGGGCAAACAACAUGGUGGCUCAAUUCAUGGGGACCAUGCCACAUUCGUGAUGCCCGCAAUCACAGAAUUCCAUAUCGUGAGGGUGGAGAACUGCCUCUUGGUCAUGAUCGCGAGGCCCUUGAUGCAGUCACUGGAGAUUUUUUUGUGUUUGGGAAGAAGAGAUUCAUCAUGGCUUUUAUUUAA
Messenger RNA from Solanum stenotomum, 1002 nucleotides. RefSeq lists its product as uncharacterized. The record is from RefSeq and is a predicted model, not a curated record. Bases 1 to 1002 code for a protein of 333 amino acids. NCBI's taxonomy places the organism in Eukaryota, Viridiplantae, Streptophyta, Magnoliopsida, Solanales, Solanaceae. The transcript has 2 exons. Gene Ontology annotation, molecular function: protein dimerization activity.